Aspergillus melleus is the source of this 303-nucleotide messenger RNA. RefSeq names its product DUF2406 domain-containing protein. The transcript is spliced from 3 exons. The record is from RefSeq and is a predicted model, not a curated record. Lineage: Eukaryota; Fungi; Ascomycota; Eurotiomycetes; Eurotiales; Aspergillaceae. Bases 1 to 303 code for a protein of 100 amino acids.
AUGCCUUCGUCUCGUGCUUCCAGCGACCGCACUGGAUCCAUCGCUUCUCAUGAGAAGAAGUCCUCGCUCUCCAGCAAGGCCGACCCCAACCAGGCCCUGAACGAAGCCCAGCCAAUGGCCAAUGUCGGAGGCUCGGAUUUGUUCUCCCUUCGCUCCAUGCAGCACCGCGACGCCGAGGGAAAGAUCAUCACUGAACCUGACCUCACGAAUCCCACGCGUCCCCGAUUCGAGCGCCCGCUAGACACCAUCAAGAACUUCGAGGCGGCCAUCGAGCGACGACGAAAGGAGAACGCGAUCGCAUGA